Molecule: messenger RNA, 2929 nt
Organism: Lepus europaeus (European hare)
Lineage: Eukaryota; Metazoa; Chordata; Mammalia; Lagomorpha; Leporidae
Gene: MALT1
Product: MALT1 paracaspase
Exons: 17
Coding region: 16-2520 (834 amino acids)
Biological process (GO): proteolysis
Molecular function (GO): cysteine-type endopeptidase activity
Source: RefSeq, a predicted model, not a curated record
UCGCCGGCGCGGGCCAUGUCGCUGUGGGGGGAGCCGCUGCAGGCCCCGCCGCCCCCGGCCUCGCAGCCGCUUCUCGCCGCGCCCUCGGGGCCGCCGCUGGCUCCUCUGGCCGGCGCGACCCUCAACCGCCUGCGGGAGCCGCUGCUGCGGAGGCUGAGCGAGAGCCUGGACCGGGCGCCCGAGGGCCGGGGCUGGAGGAGGCUGGCCGAGGUGGCGGGCAGCCGGGGGCGCCUGCGGCUCAGCUGUCUGGACCUGGAGCAGUGUUCGCUUAAAGUACUGGAGCCUGAAGGAAGCCCAAGCCUAUGUUUACUGAAGCUAAUGGGUGAAAAAGGCUGUACGGUCACAGACUUGAGCGAUUUCCUACAAGCUAUGGAACACACUGAAGUCCUCCAGCUUCUCAGCCCUCCAGGAAUAAAGAUCACUGUAAACCCAGAAUCAAAGGCAGUCUUGGCUGGACAGUUUGUGAAACUGUGUUGCCGGGCAACUGGACAUCCUUUUGUACAAUAUCAAUGGUUCAAAAUGAAUAAAGAGAUUCCAUACGGAAAUGCCUCAGAACUUAUUUUUAACACAGUGCAGGUAAAAGAUGCAGGCUUUUAUGUCUGUCGCGUUAAUAAUAAUUUCACCUUUGAAUUCAGCCGGUGGUCACAGCUGGAUGUUUGUGACAUCGCAGAAGUAACAGAAAGCUCUCAGAGAAGUGUGGAUGGCGUCUCUGAGUCCAAGUUGCAAAUCUGUGUUGAGCCAAGGUCCCAAAAGCUGCUGCCGGGCAGCACGUUGAUUCUGCAGUGUGUUGCUGUGGGAAGCCCUAUUCCUCAAUACCAGUGGUUCAAAAAUGAGUCGCCAUUAACACAUGAGACAAAAAAGCUCUACAUGGUGCCCUAUGUGGAUUUGGAACAUCAGGGAACCUAUUGGUGUCGUGUGUAUAAUGAACGAGACAGUCAAGAUAGCAAGAGGGCAGAAGUCGUCAUAGGAAGAACAGCUGAGGCAGUGGAGUGCACUGAAGAUGAGUUAAAUAAUCUUGGGCAUCCUGAUAAUAAAGAUCAAACAACUGACCAAACUUUGGCAAAAGACAAGGUUGCUCUUUUGAUAGGAAAUAUGAAUUACAGGGAGCACCCUAAGCUGAAAGCUCCUUUGGUGGAUGUGUAUGAAUUGACCAACUUACUAAGACAGCUGGAUUUCAAAGUGGUUUCCCUGCUGGAUCUUACUGAAUAUGAGAUGCGUAAUGCUGUGGACGAAUUCUUGCUGCUCCUAGACAAAGGAGUGUACGGGUUAUUAUAUUAUGCAGGACAUGGUUAUGAAAACUUUGGGAACAGCUUUAUGGUCCCUGUUGAUGCACCAAAUCCAUAUAGGUCUGAAAAUUGUCUGUGUGUACAGAAUAUACUGAAGUUAAUGCAAGAAAAGGAAACUGGGCUCAAUGUGUUCUUGUUGGAUAUGUGUAGGAAAAGAAAUGACUACGAUGAUACCAUCCCGAUCCUGGACGCACUGAAAGUCACUGCCAACAUUGUGUUUGGAUAUGCCACGUGUCAAGGAGCAGAAGCUUUUGAAAUCCAGCAUUCUGGAUUGGCAAAUGGAAUCUUCAUGAAGUUUUUAAAAGAUAGAUUAUUAGAAGACAAGAAAAUUACUGUGUUACUGGAUGAAGUUGCAGAAGAUAUGGGUAAAUGUCACCUCACGAAAGGCAAGCAGGCUCUGGAGAUUCGAAGCAGCCUGUCCGAAAAGAGGGCCCUGACAGACCCAAUUCAGGGGACGGCGUGUUCUGCAGAGUCUCUGGUGCGGAAUCUGCAAUGGGCCAAGGCUCAUGAACUUCCAGAAAGUAUGUGUCUUAAAUUUCAGUGUGGUGUUCAGAUUCAGUUGGGAUUUGCAGCAGAGUUUUCCAAUGUCAUGAUAAUCUACACAAGUAUAGUCCACAAACCACCUGAGAUCAUAAUGUGCGAUGCCUAUGUCACCGAUUUUCCACUUGACCUAGAUAUUGACCCGAAAGAUGCAAAUAAAGGAACACCUGAAGAGACGGGCAGUUACUUGGUGUCCAAGGACCUUCCCAAGCAGUGCCUCUACACCAGGCUCAGCUCACUGCAAAAGCUAAAGGAGCAGCUCGUCUUCACGGUGUGUUUAUCGUAUCAGUACUCGGGAUUGGAAGACACUGUGGAGGAGAAGCAGGAGGUGAACGUUGGGAAGCCUCUCAUCGCCAAGUUAGACAUGCACCGGGACCUGGGGAGGAAGACACGUUUUCAGACAUGUCUCCCAUCCAGCAGCCCGUACCAGAGCUCUGCAGCCACCUCGGGGGCAGUGGGACACUACCACUCCUCUCAGGACUCGUUCCAUGGCGUCUACCAUUCACAGCUCGGUACCUCGGACCCCAUCCUGCCUGCAGAUGGGUGUCACUGCAGCCGGACUCAAGAUGCUUUUAUUUCGAGUUACCACACCCACCAUUACUCUUGCCAGUUCAGUAGAAGCAACGUGCCAGUAGAGACCACUGAUGAGAUACCAUUCAGUUUCUCCGAUAGGCUCAGGAUUUCUGAAAAGUAACCCUGUGUUUUUGAAAGCACAAUGGCUAGAUGCCUCCUCUGAAGUAGUCUUUAUAGGAAGUAAGGCAUUGUGGAGAGGCAGAUGUGUGACUGUAGAGAGAGAAUUAGUAACAGCUGUUUCACACCAGACUUGGGACGUUGAGAUGUUGGAAUCAUAACUAACCACAGACUCCCUUUUGUUCCUCUCUCAACGUUUUUGUGAAUUGGCUGAUAGGUUCUGUAAGAAUGAAGAGUGUGUGUGUGUGUGUGUGUGUAACAAAAAACAGUUUCGUUUCAAUCACUCUGAAGAGGAAGCAGUGGGAAUGUCAUUCUGAAUAACAUGGUGUAUUUUUAGCACCAGAAAGAACCUUGCUGAUUAAAUCCCAGCCUGAUUUUUUUUUUUUUUUUUUUUUUUUUUUUUUUUUGUGUGU